This is a messenger RNA of Carica papaya (papaya), 2137 nucleotides long. Its product is annotated as peptidyl-prolyl cis-trans isomerase FKBP62-like. NCBI's taxonomy places the organism in Eukaryota, Viridiplantae, Streptophyta, Magnoliopsida, Brassicales, Caricaceae. The record is from RefSeq and is a predicted model, not a curated record. Gene Ontology annotation, molecular function: peptidyl-prolyl cis-trans isomerase activity; protein binding.
CCCAUUUCUCUCUUUAACACUCCAAACCCUUUUUAGAAGUCUCUAGAACGCAGACUCGCCUCACUUGUACACACCAUAAAUCCCUUCUCUCACUCCCUCGCCUCCUCAUACCGCUGCCUUCUUUCGCUCUCCCAGAGCCUUCGACGUCAUUCUUUCUUUCUCUGUGCGAUUUCCUGCUCUAAUUAGCUAUGGACGAGGAUUUCGAUAUCCCGCCAGCUGAGGAGAUGAACGAGGACUUGGAUCUUCCUGACGAACCUCCGAUCAUGAAGGUUGGCGAGGAGAAGGAGAUCGGAAAGGAAGGUUUGAAGAAGAAGCUUGUCAAGGAAGGUGAAGGUUGGGACAGGCCUGACAACGGCGACGAAGUUGAAGUGCAUUAUACGGGGACAUUGUUGGAUGGGACUAAGUUUGAUUCGAGUCGCGACAGAGGAACUCCGUUCAAGUUCACCCUUGGUCAAGGCCAAGUAAUUAAAGGAUGGGACAUAGGUAUCAAAACAAUGAAAAAAGGUGAAAAUGCCAUAUUUACCAUUCCACCUAAUCUGGCUUAUGGUGAAUCUGGCUCACCACCUACGAUUCCUCCCAGUGCCACUCUCCAAUUUGACGUUGAGCUGCUAUCAUGGAGUAGCAUCAAGGACAUAUGCAAGGAUGGUGGAAUAUUUAAGAAAAUUCUUGCUGAAGGAGAUAAAUGGGAGAACCCGAAGGACCUUGAUGAAGUGUUUGUUAAGUACGAGGCUCAACUCGAGGAUGGCACAGUUGUUGCUAAAUCUGAUGGUGUAGAGUUCACUGUGAAGGAUGGCCACUUUUGCCCUGCAUUGGCUAGGGCCGUUAAAACUAUGAAGAACGGAGAAAAGGUUAUUCUGACAGUGAAGCCACAAUAUGGUUUUGGGGAAAAGGGAAAGCCGGCCUCUGGCGAUGAAGGUGCUGUUCCACCAAAUGCAACACUUCAAAUCACUCUGGAGCUGGUUUCAUGGAAGACUGUGUCAGAAGUAACAGAUGACAAGAAAGUUAUCAAGAAGAUUCUAAAGGAAGGUGAAGGAUAUGAGCGUCCUAAUGAGGGAGCUGUAGUUAAAGUGAAGUUGAUGGGGAAACUGCAAGAUGGUACUGUGUUCUUGAAGAAAGGCCAUGAUGAAGAUGAGUUGUUUGAGUUCAAAACAGAAGAGGAGCAAGUCAUUGACGGGCUUGAUAGAGCUGUUGUGACAAUGAAGAAGGGUGAGGUCGCAUUAUUGACCAUUGCACCAGAAUAUGCAUUUGGGUCCUCUGAGUCAAAGCAGGAGUUGGCUGUUGUGCCACCAAACUCAACUAUUAACUACGAGGUUGAGCUGGUGUCCUUUGUCAAGGACAAGGAAUCCUGGGACAUGAACACCCAAGAAAAGAUUGAGGCAGUUGGCAAAAAGAAGGAAGAAGGGAAUGUAUUGUUCAAGGCAGGAAAAUAUGCAAGAGCUUCCAAGAGAUAUGAGAAGGCUGUCAAAUACAUUGAGUAUGAUACUUCCUUCGGAGAAGAAGAGAAAAAGCAGUCCAAAGCAUUGAAGGUUGCUUGCAAUUUAAACAAUGCAGCUUGCAAGUUGAAAUUGAAAGAUUACAAGCAGGCAGAGAAGCUGUGCACAAAGGUGUUGGAACUAGAGAGUAGAAAUGUGAAAGCUUUGUACAGAAGAGCCCAGGCCAAUAUUCAGCUGGCUGACUUGGAUUUGGCCGAGCUGGAUAUUAAGAAGGCUCUUGAAAUUGAUCCUGACAACAGGGAGGUCAAGCUGGAGUAUAGAACUUUGAAGGAGAAGAUGAAGGAGUACAAUAAAAAAGAAGCUAAAUUUUAUGGAAACAUGUUUGCUAAAAUGAAUAAGUUGGAGUCUCUUGAAUCAAAUAAAACAACUUCAAAGGAAGCGAAACCAAUGAGCAUUGACAGCAAGGCUUAGUUAAUAACCGAGCCUCUAACUUUGGCUGGAAAAUAUACAAGGUCACUCAGUAUUUUUUUUUUAUUUGGGGGGUGCUAAAGCACGUACUUUCCAUGGUUUUAAUUGCUUCAGAUCUGCUUUCAUUUGUAGGACCGCUAAAUUGUUGUAGUCUGGAGUUUUCUUUUUCUUGUGCGGAUUGUUGGCUUAAUAUAUUGGUGAAUUGUUAACGUUAUAGUAAAGCUUUUUGCUAGACA